CUUUGACCAGAGGAUUGGUGAUUGGAGACUUCCUGGGUCAAACUUUGAAAAUAUUUGUACUAAACAGACAGUUUCAUUCUAUCGUAUUUGUUCGCAUGGACUAACCAAGGUUCCGUCGGUUCAAUAUUGGAUCAGAUCAAUGUCACAUUAAUAUGAAAGACAAUUUGGCAGCAGGGCUAUUGUUUCAAAUAUAAACAAAGGGAAUUUACAAGUACUACCCAAAAGACACAGUAUGGUUGACUAACAAGUUGUGUUUGCCAGACUGUAUUAUCUAGUAGUGAAAUCUACGAUGUAUUUUAGUUUCAGAACGAUAUCAUGUUGUGUUAACUGUCAAACUGAAACUGAAAUGUCAACAUAACCUAAAAAGCAAAAACAAAGUGUUUAUUAUUUUCUCAGUAAAAAGCAAAAUAUUUAACGAUAAUGGAGAAUGAAGGCCUAAGCCGAGAGUUGCUUUGUAUUCAAUUUCCUGGGAUUGUGAAAAACGAAGAAAAAGCAGUAGAAUGCUUAGGAGGCAUCAGAAAUAUUUCCGAGGUUGUAGCUCAACCAAACAAAAAGCGACUGGGCUUGAAUUUUCAGCCUCAAAAUCCGUUCAUAAAGAAAGUUUAUGGUGACAACAAGAGAACAGCCGGUGUGCUUCUAAAGCUUAAAGUGAAGAAAACUAAGGUCGGGAAUGAAGUGAAGAAGGAGGUCGUAGAGACCUCAGUUGUGGGGCAGGUCAAGAGGAUUUAUAAAUUUGAUUCUAUGUGUGAUUUCCAAUAUUUACCUGUGCGAACAGAGGGAGACAGUGCCGAGUGCCUGAUAGAUGAAAUAAUACCCUCAGGAACAGAUGACAUUAGUUUCAUGAUGGAGAAGUCUUCUUUGUUUGUGGUCCCCGCCAACUUCACAAGGUCCGACAAGCCCAUAAACUAUUCCUACUCCGACAAGAGGUAUCCCAACAGAAAAGAGGACACUCAAGAGAAAGACUCAGAUAAAGAUGACUUCCACAGCAAGAGGAGAACUGAGCGAGGGAUUGGCAUGGCUCACUAUAGUUUCAAUUUGACGGAGAGUCUGCCCACUGAACCUCAUGAGGCUUAUGUGAAGCAGCAACAGCUGAGGCUGUCUGUUUAUCCUACACUAAAGCAGGAGAUAGAAAUUAUACACAAGUUGUUUGAAGAAAGACCAAUCUGGUCUCAGAACUUGCUGAGAUACCACACGAAAUUGAAAAUUACCUCUUUAAAAGUGAUUUUGCCGUGUGUUGCCAUAUAUAUGAAGGAUGGGCCUUGGAGGAUGCAAUGGGUCAAAUACGGCUAUGACCCUAGAAAGAACCCUGAAGCAAGAAUGUAUCAGACCUUGGAUUUUAGGUUGAGGCAUCACGCUGGCGUAUACUCCAUGGUGAGCACUCGCGACCAAGUGGUCCACUACAAGAAGAACGACCGCGUGCGACCCAACACGCGUACCGAGGAGAGCACCCCCGAGGAGCUGCCAGAGGGCGCUGUGUACUUCCGCCCGGGCAUGGCGCCCGCGCAGCGCCAGAUCUUCUACCAGUACUGCGAUGUGAAGCUACCUGAAGUGGAAGCUUUGCUGGCUGUCCCGCCUGCGACAUUGCUGUGCCACGCGCGGCGCGGCUGGCUGCCGCCCGGCACCGACCACGCUUGCCGCGACCACAUCUUUAGAUACGUCAAGAAGACGUUGCUCGCCACGCAUAGCGCCGAUCUGAAGCUGGAACAAGCUAGCAGCGACGAUGAAGGGAACUUUGAUGACGCCAGUGCCAGCGUCACGGAAAACGAUGAGCCUUCCACUUCGAAUACAUAAUGUACAUCCAAUACUGUGUUUUUUAUUCUAAAUAUAAACCACUUUAAACUUUAGGAAAACAGGAAAUGAACUGAAGU
Messenger RNA from Leguminivora glycinivorella, 1868 nucleotides. RefSeq names its product general transcription factor 3C polypeptide 5 (gene l(2)37Cd). The record is from RefSeq and is a predicted model, not a curated record. Gene Ontology annotation, biological process: transcription initiation at RNA polymerase III promoter. The transcript has 8 exons. Bases 421 to 1791 code for a protein of 456 amino acids. Lineage: Eukaryota; Metazoa; Arthropoda; Insecta; Lepidoptera; Tortricidae. Gene Ontology annotation, cellular component: transcription factor TFIIIC complex.